Molecule: messenger RNA, 1561 nt
Organism: Etheostoma spectabile (orangethroat darter)
Lineage: Eukaryota; Metazoa; Chordata; Actinopteri; Perciformes; Percidae
Gene: mylpfb
Product: myosin light chain, phosphorylatable, fast skeletal muscle b
Exons: 6
Coding region: 153-665 (170 amino acids)
Molecular function (GO): calcium ion binding
Source: RefSeq, a predicted model, not a curated record
CUCUGUUUUCCUGCCAAACCUGAUGGUGUGGCUAAAGUUAGCCCCCAUGGGCUAGUAUAUAAGACCCCUGGGGUCCGAUGCAUACAUGUCAGUCACAUCGGCUUGGCGUAGGCUUCUCUUCUUGACCAACACCAACCCCAAAAACUUGAGAGAUGGCACCCAAGAAAGCCAAGAGGAGGCAGCAGCAGGGUGAGGGUGGUUCCUCCAAUGUGUUCUCCAUGUUUGAGCAGAGCCAGAUCCAGGAGUACAAGGAGGCUUUCACAAUCAUUGACCAGAACAGAGAUGGCAUCAUCAGCAAGGAUGACCUCAGGGACGUGCUGGCCACCAUGGGCCAACUGAAUGUGAAGAAUGAGGAGCUGGAGGCCAUGGUGAAGGAGGCCAGCGGCCCCAUUAACUUCACUGUCUUCCUGACCAUGUUCGGCGAGAAGCUGAAGGGUGCUGACCCCGAGGACGUUAUUGUGAGCGCUUUCAAGGUCCUGGACCCCGAGGCCACUGGCUCCAUUAAGAAGGAAUUCCUUGAGGAGCUCCUGACCACCCAGUGCGACAGGUUCACCGCUGAGGAGAUGACCAACCUGUGGGCUGCUUUCCCCCCUGAUGUGGCUGGCAAUGUGGACUACAAGAACAUCUGCUACGUCAUCACACACGGAGAGGAAAAGGAGGAGUAAAAUCCACCUCUCUCACUAUCGCUACCUCCGUUCAAACCAGUGCUUGACCCACCAUCUACUCACUCCCCUCCUCUCUCCGACGACGUGGCGUCCUUGCACACUUCCGUGCCCCUGCGGCCAACUCUUUCCGCUUGCCAGCUCACUACGAAAAGACUUGUGUCCUUUAUCGAGAUACUCAGUGAGAGGACUGAAGGUUGUAGGGGUUGUUUGUGUGUGAGUUCCAACAGGUGGACAUGGGAUUAUUUUCAAUAAAAAAAUAAUCUUGUGGCACUGAAACACUUUCUCCAUCUCUGUCCCUGCCUCUUGUUCCGGCUUCUUUUCCCCCCCAUCGCUCAUUCUGUCCUAUGUUGAAGCCAGCAGUGCAUGCAUCUGAAACCUACAUGCAGCGUGUUUGCAUACGCGGUCCAGUGUAUACAGCGGACAGUCAAAAGGGUCUCUUGGGUGAUGUGGUGCAUGUAAGUCCCUUACUUGAAACAAGUAAAGCAGCCUGACCCAAGUAGUCUGUUGGUCGCAACCUUACACAGAUUGUGUCAUGGAUUUGUCUCUUUGUUUGUAAUGAGGAGUGCACAUUAAAAGAGUGGGAGUAUACUGUACUAUAAUAGUUUGCCUACCCCUCUGUUUUUAAUCUGUCUCUCCCUCUCUUAAACACAGGUAUGAAAGGAAGAGUUGCAAUGAAAAAAAUGGUAAAGCAUGAUUUUCUUUAAAAAAGAAAAUCUUGUAAAUAGAGAAGGAGAUGGUGAAAGAUGGUGAGCGGGAGGCAGGAAAGAAGUCAACAAAAGUAAAACGUCUUUGUUUUUUUACUCUUCUCCCUCCCUCUCACUGCUGUUUCUCUCCUGUUGUUAGGAUUGCUUCUGUAACGAAUAAAGAACUACGAAUAAAAUUCCCUAUCUUUCGUA